Ostrinia nubilalis (European corn borer) is the source of this 3356-nucleotide messenger RNA. RefSeq names its product testisin. Lineage: Eukaryota; Metazoa; Arthropoda; Insecta; Lepidoptera; Crambidae. The transcript is spliced from 9 exons. The record is from RefSeq and is a predicted model, not a curated record. Gene Ontology annotation, molecular function: serine-type endopeptidase activity. Gene Ontology annotation, biological process: proteolysis. The coding region runs from base 263 to 1597 and encodes 444 amino acids.
AGAACGCUACUGACGGGCGCCAUUAAAAAAGUUGAAAAAAAAGAAUCGGAUGACACAGAUAAGAAAUUCGGCGCGCGAAAAAUUAGGUAUUUUACUGUGUCGACUUAAUGUGGAAUUUUGUUAAAUAUUUAUUAUUAAGUGCGUUUAGUGAAAGUGUCUAGUCUAAAAGUGAAAGGCGAUGCUAAAAUACACAACAUUCCGUCCAAACCAGUGACUCCCCAGCUCGCGCUAUGUCAGAACAAUACCACUGCACACAAACGCCAUGUCAGCGGUGAGAAAUGAGCCCAAAACAAAAUGGACGACCGAAAACCAUAGCGCCACAGACCACAAAUAUAAAAAAGUGCUGAGGAAAAGAAAAAAAUGUGUAACGGACACAGACACAACAAAAUGGCGGGCGAAAAUAAGAUGGCGGAUCAGUUCGAGGGUGCUGCUCCCGUUGAUGAUUCUGAAUUUUACAGGAUAUGCGAGUGCAGUGGAGUCGAUCACCAGCAGAGUCCUAGCGUCCAUCCUGGGGUACCCAUCCACCUGCAACUCAGGCUCGGAGGUGCGUCCCUGCACUCUGUCCCUGGAAUGCUGGCUGAGGGGCGGCGUGAGGGCGAGGGGGUGCGGCGGCUGGCUGUUCACUUGCUGUAUGCCGCCUACUCCGGUCGCUGACAGCUUUGAGAACAGCAUACCCUCAUCAGAAUGGAAGUACAGCAAGGUGGUCCCGCCCAAGCUGCGUCAGAUCCCGCAGCGCAGCGUGAUGCCCUCUAAUAUGUUCCGGAGGAGAGCCGAUGAUGAUGCUUCUCAGAUGAUGAUUCUUUUUCAGGUUGACUGCGGUCUUCCCUCAUCCCGUAUUCUCCAGAAGAGAAUCAUUGGAGGUAGAGAGGCUCGCUUCGCCGAGUUCCCGUGGCAAGCACAUGUGAGGAUAUCGGAGUUCCAGUGCGGAGGAGUUCUUGUGUCCCGCUGGUACGUAGCGACGGCCGCGCACUGCGUGUCCCGCGCCCGGCCCAGGGACAUAGCGGUGUGGCUGGGAGCGUUGGACACCACCGCCGGCGCUGACACUUCCAGGAAGCUUGGCGUAGUCCAGAAGAUCCUACACCCCCUCUUCCAAUUCCGCAUGACGCAGCCGGACCGCUACGACAUCGCUCUUCUCAAACUGUCCCGCCCCAUCACCUAUAUGAGCCACAUUCUCCCCAUCUGCCUGCCUGAAGGGGACAUCGAGCUAAGGGGGAGAGCGGGCGUGAUCGCGGGGUGGGGGAAGACGGAUGCGAGUAACAGUCAUACUGGGACUAAUUUGCUGAGGGCUGCGACUGUGCCUAUACUCAGCAAAGAGCAGUGCAUCACCUGGCACCAGAGCAAGCAGAUUUCCGUCGAGAUCCACUCGGAGAUGAUAUGCGCUGGUCACUCUGAUGGCCAUCAGGACGCUUGCUUGGGAGACUCCGGUGGCCCCCUCAUAGUGAUGGACAACGGUCGAUACUACCUGGUCGGCAUCACGUCAGCUGGCUUCGGGUGUGGAGUCGACCACCAGCCUGGCAUCUACCAUAAUGUUAAAGUCACAGCUGGAUGGAUUAAAGGCGUCAUAUCACCUUCUAGCAACUACGUGGUGGACUAUUAGGGCAAAAUAAAACAAACUUAGGCCCGGUUUCAGCCAAGACGGAGUGGAGCGGAGAAGUGAUUUGAAUAACCAAUCAGAUUUCAUUAUUUCCACAUCUCUCCGCUCCGCACAAAAAUUUGACGGUCUGACACUUCUUAGCUCUGUUCCGCUCCGCUCUGCCUUGGUGGAAACCAGGCCUUAGGGUAGGGUAUCGGCAAAUAACAGCUAACCGGAAAAUCGUCUGGAAGAGAUCACUUUAAAGCGUUAAGACCGCCUAUAGUGUGCCGUCUCUUUUGUAUUUAUUUUCUUGUGUUAGGUGAACUUAGGUGCAUAAUAAAGUGUGUUCUAUGUGGCACUGGAUUAAAGGCGUCAUAUCACCUUCUAGCAGUUAUGUGGUGAAUACUAGAAAAAAAUUGGGGAUCAGGGCCUAAAAGGCCUUAGGGCCGGACUUUUUCGGAUUAUACAGAAUAGGCAACUGCCUAGGGAAGAUUUGUAAUUUUGCAAUGAUCUUUUUUUAGAUGAAAAAGGCCCUAAUUAACUUUGUUGUGACGUGACGCAUCAGAACGGAAUCGGUUUCAUACAUUAUACGACACGUCAGAAGCCAUCACUACACUUAGGCCAAGAACAGACGGUGAAACGCAACUGCAACGAAACUGCAACUUUCCGAUGAUUCUUAUGAAUGUAACUGAAACUGAAAGUUUCAAACUGGUCGUGUCAUGUGUGGUCUCUCAACGGACGCUAUGGCAGAACUUAGAUGCAACUCAAAAGUAACUAGCAGUUGCAGUUGCGUUUCACCGUCUGUUCUGGGCCUUACUGAAUCAAACGCUAUUAUGAAAUCGAUUCCGUUCCGAAGCGUCACGUCAAACGUUCGCAUUUAUAAUACCUAGUAAUAAUAGUAUGGAUACUGAUGUAUUUUAGCAUCGAAUGCGUAGGUACAAAAAGUUUUAGACAGCAUAAAAGUGAGAGAACUAUGACUGUUUUCAUCGACAAACCCCUAUGUAGGCAUCCUCUAGACCUGAGCCCUAGACUAAAAUGUUUCCCACAAUCGAUUAGUUCGUUCGUUUCAGCCAAAUGACGUCCACUGCUUGACAAAGGCCUCCCCCAAGGUUUUCCACAAUGAAUGGUCCUGCGCUGCCCGCAUCCAGUUUCCAAACUUGACAAAGUGACCGACAUUCGUAGAGACGAUGGCCGUUGGGGCAAAAAGUUCUCGGGCGACCACGGGCUGAAAGACGUAGCGUGAGCAGGCCUCCUACUAGGUGGACCGACGAUCUGGUAAAGGUCGCGAGAAGAACCUGAAUGCGGGCAGCGCAAGACCGUUCAUAAUUGAAAGCCUUUGUCAAGCAGUCUCAGAUCAUAGAAAGAGAGCAGUGGACGUCAUUUGGCUGAAACGAACGAACGAACCUAAUAGCGUUUAUGUAUUGUCACGAAAUGAAAUAUUGAGCUGUGUUCAACUUAAGGGGUACUUUUUUCCCUUGUGUCUUAACUUUGACUAAACUUUGAUAAUUUCACAAAAGGGUUACCUACCUAUAGGAAUAUUAUUUAAGUGAUUGUCGGUGAAAAAGAGGUAGUUUUCGUAGAAUACCUUCAAAAUUUUUAAGAUCUUCCUGUAUCGAAGUGGGUUUUAAUUUUUGUUCAAUUUAAUGUUUGUAAAAAUAGUUGUAGACUGCAGCUUCACUUGCCGUUUUGUAAUCUUGGCUAAAUAUUGAUCUCUUGUAAAGUUUUAUUUAUUCAUUUAUUUAUUGUUUUGUGCAAUUGUUGUAAAAUUAAAUAAGAAAAUGUC